UAAUUUUGUUAAUGUCAGUGUCAGUGUCCAAUCGUGAGACGGAUCGACGUCACAGCGCUCGCGAGCAGCAGGACCAAACAAGCAACAUCAUCCCAGAGCGCGAGCCUUGCAUCUCCGCCUCAUAACGAGAUAGAAGAUAAGAUGGCCACCUCCUCCUCCAAUCUGGAAGAAGAUGAAAGUCUGAAAGGCUGUGAGGUUUUCGUGCAGAAACACAACAUACAGCAGAUCCUCAAAGAGUGCAUCGUCAACCUGUGCAUCGCCAAGCCCGAGCGGCCUAUGAAGUUCCUGCGGGAACACUUCGAGAAGCUGGAGAAGGAAGAAUGCAAGCAGAUCAUGGCCCGUCAGAAGUCCAACUCACAGUCGGACUCUCACGAUGAUGAAGUGUCUCCUCCUCCUCCAAACCCGGUGGUGAAGGCCAGGCGCCGGAGAGGUGGAGUCAGUGCUGAAGUCUACACAGAGGAGGAUGCCGUCAGCUACGUCAGAAAGGUCAUUCCAAAGGACUACAAGACGAUGACCGCCCUGGCCAAAGCCAUCUCUAAGAAUGUGCUGUUUGCCCACCUAGAUGACAAUGAGAGAAGUGACAUAUUUGAUGCCAUGUUCCCGGUCACUCACAUCGCAGGGGAAACGGUAAUCCAGCAAGGUGAUGAAGGAGACAACUUCUAUGUGAUUGAUCAAGGAGAAGUUGAUGUGUAUGUAAACGGUGAAUGGGUGACCAGUAUCGGAGAGGGUGGUAGUUUUGGAGAGUUGGCUCUGAUAUAUGGAACUCCUCGGGCUGCUACUGUGAAAGCCAAGACUGACCUGAAACUGUGGGGCAUAGACCGAGACAGCUACCGACGCAUCCUUAUGGGAAGCACGUUGAGGAAGAGGAAGAUGUAUGAAGAGUUCCUUAGUAAGGUGUCUAUACUUGAAUCCCUUGAUAAGUGGGAGAGGUUGACUGUGGCCGAUGCCCUGGAGCCUGUGCAGUCUGACGAUGGAGAGAAGAUCGUAGUGCAGGGAGAACCGGGAGAUGAUUUCUUCAUCAUAACAGAGGGUACAGCAUCUGUUCUCCAGCGCAGGUCUGAUAAUGAAGAAUAUGUCGAAGUGGGCCGCCUGGGUCCGUCUGACUACUUCGGUGAGAUAGCCCUGCUGCUGAACAGACCCCGUGCAGCCACAGUCGUGGCCAGGGGUCCGCUCAAGUGUGUGAAGCUGGACCGGCCACGUUUUGAGCGUGUCCUCGGGCCCUGCUCUGAGAUCCUCAAGAGGAACAUUCAGAGAUAUAACAGCUUCAUUUCUCUCACAGUCUAACCCGACCGUCUGACACGCGUCUAGAGGUUACAGACCUCCGUCAGCUUACUUGGGUGCCUGGUUGCAUAAAAUAAUGUGUGGUACUUCAUCGGUUUUGCUUAAAUCAUUAGCUUAACUAUAGUUGAGUUGUUCUGUGGCAACUAAUAAAAAACAACUACUUUUAUGCAGCCAAGCAUUUAGUUUUUACUUCUUUCUUUCUUUUUGCAAGAUGCACAAGUGCUCCACCUUUCUGCAUUUUUCCUUUAUGUAAUUUUCUUUUUCUUACGUGCACUUUGAAUUGACCUAUGCUGUCACAGAGCUUUAUUUCAGCAGAUUAGGAGAGGAAACAAGGUGCCCAAACAGACUGG
Messenger RNA from Rhinichthys klamathensis goyatoka, 1631 nucleotides. RefSeq names its product protein kinase, cAMP-dependent, regulatory, type I, beta (gene prkar1b). NCBI's taxonomy places the organism in Eukaryota, Metazoa, Chordata, Actinopteri, Cypriniformes, Leuciscidae. The record is from RefSeq and is a predicted model, not a curated record. Gene Ontology annotation, cellular component: cAMP-dependent protein kinase complex. Gene Ontology annotation, molecular function: cAMP-dependent protein kinase regulator activity. The transcript has 11 exons. Gene Ontology annotation, biological process: regulation of protein phosphorylation. Bases 142 to 1284 code for a protein of 380 amino acids.